Molecule: messenger RNA, 854 nt
Organism: Sarcophilus harrisii (Tasmanian devil)
Lineage: Eukaryota; Metazoa; Chordata; Mammalia; Dasyuromorphia; Dasyuridae
Gene: NDUFB11
Product: NADH:ubiquinone oxidoreductase subunit B11
Exons: 5
Coding region: 1-810 (269 amino acids)
Source: RefSeq, a predicted model, not a curated record
AUGCAGAUGUGUAAGCGCAACUGUCGGGAAGAUGAUGACCAGCUCAUGCAUCCUAAAGGCACACGUGAGGGCCAAGGCCCCCAGAAGGGAGACCCCCGCGCCGCCUCCAGCCCGCUGGCCAGGACGCCCGAAGGACCCCCGGGAAGAAGCAGCUCCCGGAGGCCAGGAGGCACGGACGUAGCUCUGCGCACGGCUUCCGGAGUCUCCGCCAAAACGCCCUCGCCCUCCAAGGACACGGACUCUCGCAGCUUGCGUAGAACGGAUGAUUACAGCCCACUCGAGCAACGUCGUUGCGGGACCACGCCCAUCAAACCGGUUAGUUCCUCCCUUGGCGGCCGCGAUCGGCUACUCGGGCUUAAUUUCCUAGAAUUAAAAGCUCAUGGCGGCCUGCUCGGGGCGGCCCGGAGGAUGCCGGCCGCCGCUUCUCUCCGCCGGAUCUCUACCACGCCCGGAUCCGUGGUUGCCCCGCCGGCGGAGGAGAAACCGUCCCGGGUAUCUGAGGUCCACUGGCAAGAAGACCCAGAUAAAGAAGAUGUCAACCUUUAUGAGAAGAAUCCGGAGUCCCACGGCUUUGAUGAAGACCCUUUCAUAGACCUGUGGAACAUGAGGCUCGUGUUCUUUUUUGGCAUUUCUGUUGCCAUUGUCCUGGGCUCCACCUUUGUGGCCUAUCUUCCUGACCACAAGAUGAAGGAAUGGGCCAGGAGGGAGGCCGAGUACCUGGUGAAGCUACGGGAAGCUCAGGGUCUUCCCCUUUUGAAUUCCAACUAUUUUGACCCCAGCAAGAUCAUUUUACCUGAGGAUGAGGACUAAAGUAAACCCCAGCAAUGAAUAAAGUGAUUCUAAUUCUGUUAGUA